Molecule: messenger RNA, 3724 nt
Organism: Neomonachus schauinslandi (Hawaiian monk seal)
Lineage: Eukaryota; Metazoa; Chordata; Mammalia; Carnivora; Phocidae
Product: E3 ubiquitin-protein ligase TRIM39
Exons: 7
Coding region: 112-1578 (488 amino acids)
Biological process (GO): positive regulation of apoptotic signaling pathway; negative regulation of proteasomal ubiquitin-dependent protein catabolic process; protein stabilization
Molecular function (GO): zinc ion binding; protein binding
Source: RefSeq, a predicted model, not a curated record
GUUUCCUCUCCCCCUCUCCAAUCCCCUUACGCCAGAUCUGGCGAGAGAAGAUGGAGACGAGGGUGGGACUGAGUUGUGGACGACGCUCAGGAGAGGGUCGCAAGUUAAAUAAUGGCAGAGACAAGUCUGUUAGAUGCUGGGGCCUCUGCAGCCUCCACAGCUGCAGCGCUGGAGAACUUACAGGUGGAGGCGAGUUGCUCUGUGUGCCUGGAGUAUCUGAAGGAGCCUGUCAUCAUUGAGUGUGGACACAACUUCUGCAAAGCUUGCAUCACCCGUUGGUGGGAGGACCUAGAGAGGGACUUCCCUUGUCCUGUGUGUCGAAAAACAUCCCGCUACCGCAGUCUCCGACCUAAUCGACAACUAGGCAGUAUGGUGGAAAUUGCCAAGCAGCUCCAGGCUGUUAAGCGGAAGAUCCGAGAUGAAAGCCUCUGUCCCCAGCACCAUGAGGCCCUCAGCCUCUUUUGCUAUGAGGACCAGGAGGCUGUAUGUUUGAUAUGUGCAAUUUCCCACACCCACCGGGCCCACACCGUCGUGCCACUGGAUGAUGCCACACAGGAGUACAAGGAAAAAUUGCAGAAGUGCCUGGAGCCCCUGGAGCAGAAGCUGCAGGAGAUCACCCGCUGCAAGUCCUCUGAGGAGAAGAAGCCUGGAGAGCUCAAGAGACUAGUGGAAUGUCGCCGGCAACAGAUCUUAAAGGAAUUUGAAGAGCUUCAUAGGCGGCUGGAUGAAGAGCAGCAGAUGUUGCUUUCACGACUGGAGGAGGAGGAACAAGACAUUCUACAGCGCCUCCGAGAAAAUGCUGCUCACCUUGGAGACAAGCGCCGGGACCUGGCCCACUUGGCUGCUGAGGUGGAGGGCAAGUGCUUACAGUCAGGCUUCGAGAUGCUUAAGGAUGUCAAAAGUACCCUGGAAAAAUGUGAGAAGGUGAAGACCAUGGAGGUGACUUCAGUGUCUAUAGAGCUGGAAAAGAACUUCAGCAAUUUCCCCCGACAGUACUUUGCCCUAAGGAAAAUCCUUAAACAGCUAAUUGCGGAUGUGACCCUGGACCCAGAGACUGCUCACCCUAACCUAGUCCUGUCAGAAGAUCGUAAGAGCGUCAAGUUUGUGGAGACAAGACUCCGGGAUCUCCCUGACACACCACGGCGGUUCACCUUCUACCCUUGUGUCCUGGCUACUGAGGGCUUCACCUCAGGCCGACACUACUGGGAGGUGGAGGUGGGUGAUAAGACCCACUGGGCAGUGGGCGUGUGCCGGGACUCCGUGAGCCGAAAGGGCGAGCUGACUCCACUCCCUGAGACUGGCUACUGGCGGGUGCGGCUGUGGAAUGGGGACAAAUAUGCAGCCACCACCACGCCUUUUACCCCUUUGCACAUCAAGGUGAAACCCAAGCGGGUGGGCAUAUUCCUAGACUAUGAGGCCGGCACACUGUCUUUUUACAAUGUCACAGACCGCUCUCAUAUCUACACUUUUACUGAUACUUUUACUGAGAAACUUUGGCCCCUCUUCUAUCCAGGCAUCCGGGCUGGUCGGAAGAAUGCUGCACCACUUACCAUCAGGCCCCCAACAGAUUGGGAGUGACAGGUAGGGAUGUGGGAAUAAUUGGGGUGAGUCAGGGUCAAGAGCUAUGGGCCUUCCUUCCUGUGACCUGCUGGAACGUCUUCGUGUCUGCCUGGUUCCAGUCCUGCACUGUCUAGGAGAGGCAUCUUGGUUUCUAGAAUGGUUUAUAUGGAGGAGUAGAUAAGGACUGGUCUGGGAUGAGAGCACAGCUGUGUCUCCCUUCUGUCAGGGUGGGGAGCUAGUUCCCAGGGGUUGUCUCCCCUGAAGUCCAUCAGGUUUUUCUAUUGCACAUGGAUAGGUUGGGAAGGAAGGAGAGGCUUUUCCGGAAACAGAAAGUCUGUGGGAGGGUCUGACUUGCUCAAAACCAGAAGAGGAAACAGAAACCCCUGUACAUCCUUUUAGGGGGUUCUUUGACCCAGAAUGGUCUUAUUUCUUGAGGAAGAUCAGAGGGGUCUGUGUACCUCUAGACUAAAAUAAAGAUGAAUGAUAGUUGCUCUUAUGGGUCUAGAAGUUAAGGAGUUUUUUUUUGUUUGUUUGUUUGUUUUUGAGGGCAGAGAUUGAGCAUCAAGAUUAGAAAGAAAGUUGGGAAAGGGGCUAAAGGAACAGAUUCCUAGUGACCAAUGAAGGGGAAAGGGGUUUCUUUGGUCUUCCAUUCCCAGAGUAAGUUGCCAUUAUGAGUAGGAUUGGCCAGAGGUAGGAAUGUGGGGAGGAAAGUGUGAGAAGAAAGGAGAGGAGAAAUCGGGUCCCUCUCUCAGCCUUCAGCAAAGCUGGCUUAGUGCCUGCCUCCUUUGAGUUGGUUGUCUCUAAGAUGUCGGUCAGUCACCUUUCUCCUGCAGAGAUGAGGUACCAGAGACCCCUCAAGACACAUCUACCCUUUCACUGCUUUCCCAAGGGAACCUGGAAAGGACAGUCAGGUAUUAGAGGAAAGAGAAAGGUUUUUCUAUCCAAAGCCCUGGCCUUAAAGAAUGUUACUAAGUAGCUGCUCCCAAGUUGUCAGCCUUGUUCCUUGGCUAAGGUGUCCAAGCCAAAAAGGGAGAAAGGAAAUAGUCUUCCUCACCCUGAGGACAGGGUAGAAGAGAGGGUGUGUAGAGGGAAGGGUAAGAUAGGCAACUUCCUUUAGCCUGUGUGCAUAUGGCCUGGAACUAGUGUUCACAGGAGCCAGUCUUUUGCUUAUUUGUUGCCAUCCUUCACCUUUUGCCAUUUCCCCUAUCAGAGAAUGUAAAUCAUUUUAACAUUAGGCCAAAAUAAACAACUUGUAGGGUACAUAUGUUGUCAAAAAAGGUUAAAGCUAUGCAUGCCAAACCGAACUAAAAUGAUUUGGAAUAUCUGCUAUUUGGGUGAUCAGGGGUUCACAGAAGAUUGGGACAACAAACUGCAGUUUAUUGAGGGUGUUUCAAUUCCUCCUACCACCUCAACAGGACUUUGUCCAGACUCUCCUCUUACCUUUGUGCCUUGACUGUGGUUCUUUGUGGCAAGAUGCUUUGGUUGGUAAAACAAUAUGGAACAAAGGAUCCACUGAAGUGAUCUCUGUGUUGUGUGGUAAUUUGACGAUGGCCUUGUGUUGAUGUGUAAGAAUCACUGGUGUUAAGAAUGCAUGAUCCUGGGGUUUGCCCUCAGUGAUUAAUCAAGGUCUGGGGUGGGCCUGGAUGUCUACAUUUUAAACAUACUCCUCAUUUGAAUUUAGGGAUCCUUGUGAAAUUAAUCCCAGAGGAGGUUUUGGCCAUUUCUUCUGAGCUGGAGGCCUGGUUUCCUGCAUGGCCUGUUGGGGUUUGAGAAGGGAGAGAGGCCUUAUUCUCUCCUUAAUGCUACCCUUUCCCUGUCUCAAGGUUCAUUCAUGUUCUGCCGCUCCAGCUCACAUCCCUCUACUUCUGACUUCAGGAACUGGUGGUCAUUAACUAUGAGGCAGAAGUAAACACAGGAUGUCAAACAGAACAAACAGGAGACAGGUCAGAGUAAGGGAUGUGAAGUAUAUGAUUGGAAUAGGGGAGAUGGGGGAGGGGUGAGUUUCAGGAGCAGGAGAUGUCAAAAGUUUCUGUGCUCCAGUACCUAAGACUAGAAGUUAGCUAGGAUCACCUACUGUGUGUCCAGCACUGCAUAAUAAGAAGUGGGGUUUUUUUGUUGUUGUUUUUUUUUUUAGUAAGUGGAAAAGAAUGGGAAUAAGCUGUGC